This is a messenger RNA of Athene cunicularia (burrowing owl), 4738 nucleotides long. RefSeq names its product protocadherin 10 (gene PCDH10). NCBI's taxonomy places the organism in Eukaryota, Metazoa, Chordata, Aves, Strigiformes, Strigidae. Bases 1 to 837 code for a protein of 278 amino acids. The transcript has 7 exons. The record is from RefSeq and is a predicted model, not a curated record.
AUGAGGAUGAUGAUUAACAUCGUAUCUCCAGUUCUGCUUACAUUUGCAACCUUGCGGCAGAUGCUUGGCACCAGCGUUGUUCAGAAGCCAUCAGAAAAUGUCUUGAUUGCUGGUGACCCCUGCAAGAACUUUGGUGGCUGCGACAUUGAUCUGACCCAAGGAGUGCUCCUCAGGCAAGCACGAAGGCAGAAAUAUCAAGAGUUACAAUAUUUCCCAAUAUUUUCUUUUUCCCAGACAAAACAUCAGCGUGCUGAGCUCAGUUAUCUAGUUGACAGACCCCGACGAGUAAACAGUUCUGCAUUCCAGGAAGCAGACAUAGUAAGCUCUAAGGACAGUGGUCAUGGAGACAGUGAGCAAGGAGACAGUGAUCAUGAUGCCACUAAUCGAGGUCAAUCCUCUGGCAUGGAUCUCUUCUCCAAUUGCACGGAGGAAUGUAAAGCACUGGGCCAUUCAGAUCGGUGCUGGAUGCCUUCCUUUGUUCCAUCUGAUGGACGCCAAGCUGCAGAUUACCGCAGCAAUCUGCACGUACCUGGCAUGGACUCCGUUCCAGACACUGAAGUGUUUGAAACACCAGAAGCCCAGCCGGGGGCAGAAAGGUCCUUCUCCACCUUCGGCAAAGAGAAGGCCCUUCACAACACUCUGGAGAGGAAGGAGUUGGACGGACUGCUGUCUAAUACACGAGCGCCUUACAAACCACCAUAUUUGAAACAUGGGUGGCAGCAGAGUAAUCCCCAUCCUACAUCCCCCAGCCCCAGCCCCAGCCGUGUGUCUCACCCUUUACCUGGAUGCACCGCUACAAAGGCACUUGCCAUCUCUGGAUCUCAAAGUGGAUUAUAAAGAAUAGUGAUUUAAACCUUCCUGCACCUCUAGGAGAUAGCACGGAAAAGGAUAUGCUAGUCACUUCUACAGGACUUACCUGAAGCAGCAUGAUUUGCACAAAAGUCGACCAACAAAAAGCAUCAACUUUCAACUUCAUUAUCUUGGCCAUCCAGUUCUGUGUAACUGAAGGAUUUGUGUGCUGUUGGAGACAUCAUGGCCAACAAUAGGACCUAAUUGCUCUCAGCAGGCCUGAGAAAUGAGUUGAAAUGUGUAGAACUGUAGAAACUUCAGAGGCAACUGAUCUUGCCUCUCUGAUCAGUGUGUGCCUGUUUACAGCACUAUAUAUCUUUCUCUCUCCAAAAUGUCACUGAGCCCUUUAGAUGUUUAUAUUCACCACAAGAAGCCAAUCGUACAGAUAAAAGAAAUGUGCAUUAUAAAUGCAAUAUCACUGUUUUAAACUUGACUGUUUUAUAUUAUUUUUGUGUGAUCAAGUGUUCCCCAAACUAUUCCAACUUUACAAGAGAGAUUGUGAUCAUGUUCUUUUCACCCGUGGGUCAUAAAAAUGUUGUUAACUGAGGACCCACAAAAUUAUCAGAGACAUUCUGUGGUUUAUACACCGUGUUGCAAAGUGUUUACUGUACUAUUUCAAAGCUUCUAAAUAAAUAUAAAAUAUAUAUAUAUUAUAUUAUAUAUAAUUUUCCGAAAAACGUGGUACAACUUAGUUGAUUUUUAAAUGGAUUCAUACAGUCUACACCAUACACUAAAGUGAGAAGGUAAUUCAGGGUUCCUAAGCUAUCCUUGCUAAAAACAAAAAUAAAAUAAACCUUUAAUAGUACUUCCCCAAUAUUCGUAUUUUGGUCAAUCCUGUUUUUCUUGUUUAAAAAAAAAAAAAAAAAAAGCUGAAAAAAAAGCUGUAAGCAACAACAUUUUGUCUAAAAGUUGUAAUGAAUUUUCAAUGCCAAAGAUGCAGCUGUCAAUAUUACCAGAAUGAGCGCUAUGUACUAUCAGAGGUAUAAAUCACUCUCCAUUAUUUUGAUUAUAUUUCUAUGGUUUUUAAUUUGGAAUCACAAAAUGUUUUAUAAGGCUCUAUAAACUCACCUGUAUAUGUUGUUAAAAAGAACACUGGGUGUCUGUACAUUUUGCAAUGUAAGAUAUAAUGUAAGUGAAGUUAAGUAUUUUAAGAAAAUCAUCCCAAACUCAUGAGUAUGCAUAAAUACAUAUAUACAUACAUACACACACACAAUCACCCACACAUCUCUCUCUGACAUAGUUUUGUGAAACUAUACAAAUAUAUUGCCUAAAAAUAUUUCUCUUGUGGCUAGGAAUAGUUGUUGAUAGAAUUCAAAUUGCAAAGGCAAAAAUAUAUGCCAAAAUAUUGACUCUUUUAUCACAAAGGAGAUGUGAAAUUAGGAACAUGGCACAUUCUCAGCUGGCCCCUCUCCCAUUGGAGAUAAAAUGGGGUUGGAUACCAUCUUUGUUGGGAAAAGGAUUAAGCCCUCACGUAUAAUCUUUAUGUUCUGUAAUAAUUCUGUGGUCUGAAAUGAUAACUUAGAGCACUUCUUUUCUAUGAAAUAUCGAAGAAGGUAAAAUUUCAAAGGUAAAGUUUAAAAUUCCUUUCAUGUCCAUAGAGUUUAAGUACCAUUUACUAAAUGUAAAGAUCUAGUAAAAUGUUUUUUUCUUUUUUUUUUUGUAUUGUGUUUUUUUCCCCACUGUAUCUUAAUAUGUCAAAUAUUGAAAACAGAUGAAAGAACUCUGUGUUAUCAACUAAUGUCUAGCCAAAUUUGAACAAAUUCCCAGCGAUGAUUCAAUAUUAAGUAAGACAAGAGAAAACCUCUCAGAUGGCAAUGCAAUUUGGGUCAUGCCGUUAUAUAGAAAUUCUGAUAACCCCGCCAAUACUGCCACAGGAUGAAUGUGUGAGAAGCUGAAUUUAGCCGCUUCUAUGUCGUAAUAGAGUUUGGGUUUCUUCCUUUUGAUAUUUUGUUGUUGGUUAUAAUGACAGUUUCUAUUAGAUAGAAGCAUAUAAAUUAUCUGUAUGGAAACCAUCCUGCUAUGGAUCCAAGUAAAACUCCUGAUCAACUUGUGAGAGCUUUUUAUACAAAUAGCUACUGGACUGAACCCUGAAAUUGUUAAUUUAAUACUCUGAACAAAAAAAAAAAAUCUGCUUGUUAAACACUUCUAAUGUGUAUGUCUAGCACAUUUGUAUAACUACAAAAUAUUUUGUGGGAUCCCUUUAAAAUGUAUAUAUUAUAAAAAACACAAUCAAAAAAAAAGCACCAACAAUCGCUAUUGAUCUGAGCAAACACAACAGUGAAAUGUUUCUUUAGCUGUAGGUAGCAGGACUUUUGGUCACCUACAAGCUUUGUUAAUUUUAUGAAGAAAAGCAAUGAAAUUUGUGACAAAUACUUCAUUUAAAAGAGUUUGUUAAAUUAUUUUCUGUUUUUAAAGCAAGAGAGUCCUUACCCUUCUUAGAACUGUUUUUUAUUUCUAAGUAUCUCUUUAAUAUUAGACAUGUACUGUAAAUCAAGGAUUUUUUCAGUCUUUGGAGGAAAAUGAAAUGUUUUUCCUUUCUAUUUCAUGGAUAGUUGAAGUGGUUUUAUUUAAUGAAAAUGACUUCACAUUUUGCGUGCCAUUUUUUCUGAAAAACUUAACCGUAUCAUACCUUGUCCUUCCUUUCCAUAAUUGAACUCUUUCCAUGGGUAUGUGAUACACAUACCCUUUUUUUUUUUUUUUUUUUUUUUUUUUUUUUUUGUUAAAUGAUGUAGACCCUGGUUCGUGUAUGCACAGAAAUCCUUCUGAGUUCAUUGGAGAGUCCCGGAAGGAAUCAUGAUAGGAUGCAGAACUGUUGAGGAAAAGGAAGUUUUUAAGUACUACAGCCUGGGCUCCCAAGAUAUUUAAAACUUGCUGAUUUCUCUAGCUCACUGUGAAUUUUAGUAUGGUAACAUUUGAUGACAGCAAGCUUUAGGACACAUUAAAAACCAGUACAUAGCUGCUGUGUCCCAAGAGAAGUGCUGAGAAACAUACUGGGUGGUACAGAGGCUCAAUUUCUCCCGUUUCUUUGUUUUAGUGGGGAAGAUACCUGUUGCAUCCAGUCAACUCCCAUUGAAAUUGAAUUGUUCAGCAUCUCCCAUAUAUUUCAUCAUGCUACUGUGUUGCCUAUCUGCAGUGAUAGGUACGUAAAUGCCUUUAAACAUUAGCUAUUGUAUUUGCCUCUUCCUUUAAGCAUAUGUGAUGCAAAUGUCUAAGGACUCUGAAUUGCAUAUUGGACACAAAAGUAAACUGAAGUAGUUGGAAAAUAUUUAGAUUGGAUAUUAAGGGGAAAUAUCUAUACCCAUAACCUGGGAAAAGAAAAUUCUGAAAUCUCAUUCAUUAAAAGUUUUCAAAAAUAUUUCAAAAAAAUACCUGUCAGGGAUGAUAUAAGUGUACUUAAACUUGCCUCAGAGAAAAGCAUGGACUAGCCUUUCAGUCCUGUUGUUCUAUAAUGUUCCUCGUAGGGCAUGCUAAGCUUUAGAGGAUGUCACCUGUACACAGCUGUAGGGAUAAGAAUGUUCUGUCCUUCAAUUAGGUAUCAGAAGCAAUAUUUAGUGUUUAAAUUUACAAUUUAUGAGCAUAAGAGGACAAGCUGUCUGUGUGAAGAACUGCCUUUGGAGUAAAUUAGAGUUCCAACACAGAAGAAAGGAUCUUAUAAAGGGUAGCAAAAUGGAAUCAGAUCUGUAAAUAUUUUUUUUUUUAAUUUCCUGGUUUAGAUGUGUAGCAAUAGAUUUCUAAGCAGCUUGCCUAUUUAAUUUCUUCAAAACCAGACCUUAGUUUCUUCCAGACAGAUUCUUCCAAAACUUAGAAAUACUAAAACAUUUUACUACUUGAAAUAAAAUUCCAGUUUCUUAAUGCAAGUUUUUACUAAGCUGCCUAUUGAGAGAAAGAA